AUGAUUGCUUAUAACAACAAGCAAUAUUAUAUUGACAUUGUUGAAACGAAACCUUUCCAUGGCAUUAGUAUUGUUGACACAGAUUGUGAGGUUGAUUUUGUUCAACCUCUUGAUUAUGAGGAACCUGAGAAACAACUACCAGCUGAUUCAUUUGAUAAGGGACAUUCAGAGGUUCAUGAUUCUAUAAUGAAGAAUAGCAAGAUCAUUCCAUUCAGUGGUACUGGAAGACGUUUGGAUGGUAAACCUACACAAUCAAUGGAAGAAAGUUCAUUUUCGUUGCCAAAGCAGCAACAGAAGGAACAUGAAACCAAGAAUUCUAUUUCUGAAACAUCACGUAGAACUCCUGGAAAGGUUGUUUUUGGGUCAAGUGUGAAUGCAUCCAAGACUCAGACAACUCCAAAGGCUUCUCAGAAAAGCAUAACUGAAGCAUAA
Messenger RNA from Sphenostylis stenocarpa, 432 nucleotides. The record is from the annotation of a GenBank genome assembly. Lineage: Eukaryota; Viridiplantae; Streptophyta; Magnoliopsida; Fabales; Fabaceae.